AUAUGAUAUUUACGGACUACUCACCUCCCUCUGAUAAAAACAAACCGUGUGUUACUGGGUUUACGGUUUUGAAUUAAUUUCUAAAAGUCCGAUAUGGAAUCCGCCCUAUUGAUGUUUAUUCUUGUUAUAAUUAUCCUCUCCAGAUUUCUGUUAUGGUCCUGUUUCAGCAAAUACGUAGACUACAAGCUAGCGAAAAGAUAUCCUGAUAGGUUAAAGAAUGACUGACACAUUUCUGUUUGUCUCAUCUGAUGUUUAAAUGUCUCAUUAAGGAAAACUAUGCAAAUUGAUAGUAAAAUUAAUUAUCAACAAUCAAGAGGCCAAUGGAUGAAUAUUGGCCCAGGGAGGACCCUCAGUCCAUCCACCAGCCUGGAAGGAAUCACGUCUAAAGAUCAAAAACUAUAUCUGUUACUUCUAUUCAAAUGUUUUGCAUGAUUAAAAAGAUUUUUCAAAAUACACAUUUCUAACGUAAUAUUAACAUAAAGAAAAAACAAAAAGGGGGAAAAAAAACAUACAUCCAAUAUACAUUAUCAGACAAUAUGAAUAAUUCAAACAGUAUCAAUUGUAUGAUGAAAGCAAUAAUUGUUCUACACAGUAAAAAUGGAGUAAUAAAAGGGUAAUACAUUGUAUUUGCUGUUGCAAAAAUUAUGUAACAUCCGUGACCAAGUAUGGACUAGAUUACAAUUAAUAUGUACGACAUGUCUCAUCAUCCCAAACAUUCCAAACAUUUUUAGUUUAGAAUUUACAGGUGAUUGCUGUC
Pelobates fuscus (common spadefoot toad) is the source of this 757-nucleotide messenger RNA. It is a transcript of the gene SMIM38, whose product is annotated as small integral membrane protein 38. The record is from RefSeq and is a predicted model, not a curated record. The transcript has a single exon. Bases 94 to 225 code for a protein of 43 amino acids. Lineage: Eukaryota; Metazoa; Chordata; Amphibia; Anura; Pelobatidae.